AUGAGUGCAGUUGACGACCAUCCAAAUGGCUACCCCCGUCUAGCGGCCCUGCUCAAUAGCGACGAGAACUUCCUGAUCUGUCGCAAGUACGGCUUCCUACAUAAUCGAGUACUCCUCUAUCGUCAGGACGAACUGCGCGAGCUCGAACAAGAGCUAUUGUCUAUGGACAAGGCUGCCCAAAAGAAGGAUGACACCAUGUUGAAGUGUCGCACACGCGAGGAAAUGAAGACCGACGAGAGGCGAGCGUUGAUCAAUAGAAUCGAUGACAAGCUUCGGGAAUACAACGAUAUUGUGCAGCGUACCAGAUCUUUCGCGUCAUUACAACGAGCAACAGAGCGCAAUCACAAGAGUGUGUGGAACUGGGUACAUCAUAGUGCACCUUUAGUACAAGCCGAAGCUUCGACCUUCGACAAAGACCGCGACUUCGUGGCAAUUGUUGAUGCAAAGGAAGGUAGCUGGUUUGAUGGCCGUGUCGAAACGGCUUUGUCUAAAUUCGGUGGCUCAUUCACGAGGAAAAUAUUCAUCUCUAAACGCGAUCGCAGUAGCACAUCUGACAAGCUUGUCAGACUCUACUCCAAGAAACGUAUUGACGUUUUCUCACGCCUUGUCAUCACCUUCCUCGCCGUCAUAUUAUUAAUGGCUCCCGUCAUUGCAUUGUUCGGUAUAAAUCAACGCGCUAGCAUCAAGAUCUUGAUUAUCUUCCUAUUCACAAUGGCAUUCUCUGUAGCGCUAAGCUUGUGUACAAAAGCGAAGAGGCACGAAGUGUUCGCCGCCACUGCUGCAUACUGCGCAGUCCUAGUUGUGUUCCUGGGGAAUCUAUGA
Messenger RNA from Lindgomyces ingoldianus, 822 nucleotides. RefSeq lists its product as uncharacterized. The transcript is spliced from 3 exons. The record is from RefSeq and is a predicted model, not a curated record. Bases 1 to 822 code for a protein of 273 amino acids. NCBI's taxonomy places the organism in Eukaryota, Fungi, Ascomycota, Dothideomycetes, Pleosporales, Lindgomycetaceae.